Molecule: messenger RNA, 3477 nt
Organism: Pseudovirgaria hyperparasitica
Lineage: Eukaryota; Fungi; Ascomycota; Dothideomycetes; Acrospermales; Acrospermaceae
Product: Piwi-domain-containing protein
Exons: 3
Coding region: 327-3386 (1019 amino acids)
Molecular function (GO): protein binding; RNA binding
Source: RefSeq, a predicted model, not a curated record
CUUUACCACAGUUGUCACAUACACAUAACUUUCUUCAGCUUAUGAUAUUCUUUGCUAUCACAGCUAUCUGGCCAGCUCGAACAAUCUUGACCAAGUUUCUAACUUCACUUUUGUUACGUGCUAUCACUCACUUGAAGGUGCUAACGUGGCGCAGGAACGUGAACGACUACUUUCCAACUUCAGGUGCUCAGCGAAUGCCUUAGUCUUAAGACAUCAGAUCUUUCUACUAGGGACAGUCAACGCACAUCUCGAGAGCAAAUCUAAUCAGUUCUUCUAAAGCCCUCCGCUUCUCAUUUGGGAAGAUAAGUUAAGACACCAAAUCAAUCAUGGCUGAUCGUGGUCGUGGUCGUGGUGGCGGCAGAGGUAGAGGCGGAUCUGAUGGUCCGCCGCGGGGUGGUUUCCAAGACCGGGGAGGGCACCGGGGAGAUAGGGGAGGUGAUCGGGGAGGAGGAAGAGGUGAUCGGGGAGGAGGAAGAGGUGAUCGGGGAGGAGGAAGAGGUGAUCGUGGAGCGUUUCGAGGAAGAGGCGGGGAUAGAGGCGGCUAUGGUGGUGGUGGCCGUGGAGGAGGAGCAGGUGGUGGUGGUGGAUCGUUGAUCUUCCAGCAGGGUUCUAUUACAGCUCCUGAUGCUGGCGUCGAUGCUCACGAGAACAACAUCGUGGCUGGAGAACUGUCGACUUCACUGUCGAAAAUGACGAUUGGCGAGGAUGCCAUAUCUUUGCCGUUCCGGCCCGGCUGGGGUGAUCGAGGGAGAAGUAUUGUUGUUCGGACUAACUAUUUCCAAGUAAAGCCGUCCAAGGAUGUGGUUCACUACGCUUACACUGUCGGGUCUACCCCCGAGGAGACUAGCAAACGUAAACGGCGCCGCGUCAUCGAACUUGUACUUCAGAAGCCGUAUUUCCAAGGAGUGACAUGGGCCAGUGAUUAUGCCAAUUGGAUAAUCACUUCGAAGAAGUUGACACUGCCGAACGACAGAGAUGCGUUUCCACUCGUCUAUCACGACAUUGACGAGGACGCAUUUAGUGCUCCUACUGCUGGAGAGGCACCAGCCAUUACGGCAGCUCGUAAUCGCCGGACUCGUCAGAUAACCCUGCAACUACUAACGACACUGAGCGUCAACGACAUCAUGGGAUAUCUGAAUGCGAGUACGGCUAGCACGUUCUACGCGAACAAACCAGAGGCUAUUCAGGCGAUCAACAUCAUCUUGAAUCAGCAUGCGAUUUCAUCGCAAGGGGUUGUCGUUGUUGGUGGAAACAAGUACUUCCCAACCCAGGGUCCGCUCCUUGAACAAAUGACCUUGAGCGGAGGACUAGUGGCCAUCCGCGGCUACUUCUCUUCGCUUCGGACCUCAAAUAUGAGACUAUUGUUGAAUGUAAAUGUAGCUGCGGCUGCAUUCUUCCAACCUGGCCCGCUAAUCGACCUCAUGACAGCGUUUAGACAGCACAGUUUCCGCGGUCAGGCGAGCCCUCAGCUCUACUCUGCAAUGACGGACUUCAUACAAGGCCUGAGAGUGACUACGUCGUACCUCAAAAAAAUCGACAGGAGCGGGAAACAAGUCCUCGACAGCAAUCGCAAGCCGAUUCCUAUCAACAAAAUCAGGACUAUCGCAAAACGCCCGUUCGUGUACGGGCCCGGGCCCAGGCUCGCACAGUCCUGUAUGGAUGCCAAGUUCGACUGGACGGAUGUGAACGGAACUACCACCAACAUCUCUAUAGAGCAAUACUUCUUACGUAUGCAUAACAUUACACUAAGGGUCCCACAAGCACCAGCAAUCAAUUGCGGAACUGUCGAUCGUCCAAACCUCAUACCAUCAGAGCUAUUGACGGUCUUGCCGGGGCAGCCUAUUGGGGGUCUCCUGGAGCCAAGUCAGACUGCAGAAAUUCUGAGGUUUGCGGCAAGAAAGCCUGGUGAGAAUGCCACUUCGAUCACAACUCGAGGACUCCAGGUCUUGGGUUUGAACAACCCGACCAGCCAGCCCUCGGUCAGCAAAUUUGGCCUAAGUGUUAGCACUCAGAUGAUCACGGUUCACGCACGCAUUCAUAAUCCACCCAAGGUCAACUAUGCUGGUAACAAGGUGGCUGAGGUUUCUGGAGCUUCGUGGAACCUCCGAGGAGUCAAGUUUUUCAAAGGGGCCACCGUCCCAAAGUGGGGUCUCCUGGUCCUCAAUGACAAGAAUCGGCCAAUGUCAGUGCAGACAGCCUCUCUCAUGGGCACGUUUUUAAAACAAUUCCAACUAUACGGGCUGAAGGCCAGUCCGAUAGAUCCGAAAUGCACGCGCAGCACGAAUUACGACUUCGGGGUCAACAAUAGGAAACAGGGGGAUGCACUCCUCAAAAACGAAUUUGCCGGAUUUGAAAAGGCAGGCGUAAGAUUUAUGUUGAUCAUCUUGGGAUCUCAAGAUGCUCACACAUAUUCCCGACUCAAAUUCUAUGGCGAUGUCAAGUUUGGCAUCGCCACCCAGGCAAUGGUUGGUGAGAAGCUCCUCAACGAGAGGGGUCAAAUUGGCUAUAUCGCAAAUGUUAUCGCCAAGAUAAAUCUCAAGCUGGGAGGCAUCAACCAAUUCGUGAAACUGGAAGAGCUAGCCCCCGUUGACUCCAAAACGAUCGUGUUUGGCCUGGAUGUGUCGCAUCCCUCCCCGAAGAGCUCAAAGGGAGCACCCAGCGUCGCAGCCAUCGUAGCAUCGGUAGACUCCUUUUUUGGACAGCUACCUGGCGACAUUCGAGCCCAAAGAUCUCGACGAGAGAUGAUCGACGGUCUUGAAGAGCUUGUUGUGGAUCGUUUGAGGUUCUGGUCUUCGAAGAAUUCCGGCGAGCUGCCCAACAAAGUUGUCGUGUUCCGGGAUGGCGUUUCUGAGGGCCAGUAUAGGCAAGUCCUCGAAGUCGAAGAAGCAGCUUUCCAAAAAGCCUUCGACAAGCUUUACAAGGUCAAACCCAAAAUCACCUACAUUGUCGUCGGCAAAAGGCACCACACUCGGUUCUACCCAACGAAGCCCGAAGACGGCGAUAGAAACGGCAACACUCUCCCAGGUACCGUCGUCGACAGAGGCAUUGGAAUGGAGCGGGGUUGGGACUUAUUCGUCCAGCCUCAUUCGGGUCUCCAAGGAACAGUUCGACCUGCACACUACAUUGUUCUCAAAGACCAGAUUGGCUUCAAGGCCAAUCAGCUCGAGCAAGUCCUCAUCAACAUGGCUCAUACCUUUGGUCGCGCGACGAAGGCCGUCAGCAUCGCCCCAGGGGCAUACAAUGCUGAUCUGAUCGCUGAGCGGGGUCGUGCCUUUUUGCACUCGUCAAUGAACGAUAGCAACCAGGGAACGGACUUCAACUGGCAGACCGCGGAAUGGACUCGUGGCGUGCACGAUCGGCUCAAGAACACCAUGUUCUACACCUAAGAAUAGACACACUGCGCAGAAGCCGCUGCUGAUGUAUGUCGGCAUUGGUGCGAUGAUCACCAUCAUCAUCGUCGUUGUCAGUGGUGGCCAC